Messenger RNA from Oryza sativa Japonica Group (Japanese rice), 1890 nucleotides. RefSeq names its product guanine nucleotide-binding protein alpha-1 subunit. NCBI's taxonomy places the organism in Eukaryota, Viridiplantae, Streptophyta, Magnoliopsida, Poales, Poaceae. Gene Ontology annotation, cellular component: heterotrimeric G-protein complex. The record is from RefSeq and is a predicted model, not a curated record. Gene Ontology annotation, molecular function: G-protein beta/gamma-subunit complex binding; G protein-coupled receptor binding; guanyl nucleotide binding. Gene Ontology annotation, biological process: adenylate cyclase-modulating G protein-coupled receptor signaling pathway.
ACUUUUUUGGGAGAUGAGGCGCCUGUGCAUAUGACCCAUAGGCAGGCGACAACGCGGCAGCAGAGCGCUGCACGACCUCCGCCUCCCCAAUCCGUCCCGUCUCCUCGCCCGCCGCCCUCGACUCCCGUCUCCUCGCCUGCCGCUGGCGCCGAUCUCCAUCCUGCUAGCAGAGGUGGCGCCGGCGUCCUCCUGCUCCCGCCGCAUUCGCAUCCUAAUCCAUCCCAUCCGGCCUCGGCCUCGAAUUUCGUCUCCUCGCCCGCCGCUUGCGCCGAUCCCCAUCCUGCGAGCAGAGGUGGCGCCCGGCGUCCUCCUUCUUCCACCGCAUCGUCGCUCGCCGCUCAUGGAUCCUGAGAUCUAGACGUCAACGUGCUUCCUGGAAAGAGAGAGGCUCAGGCAUGAGAGCAUACCUCUAAAAUAAUGUCCGUGCUUACCUGUGUGCUUGAUAACAUGGGCUCAUCCUGUAGCAGAUCUCAUUCUUUAAGUGAGGCUGAAACAACCAAAAAUGCAAAAUCUGCAGACAUUGACAGGCGAAUUUUGCAAGAGACAAAAGCAGAGCAACACAUCCACAAGCUCUUACUUCUUGGUGCGGGAGAAUCAGGGAAGUCUACGAUAUUUAAACAGAUUAAGCUCCUUUUCCAAACUGGCUUUGAUGAGGCAGAACUUAGGAGCUACACAUCAGUUAUCCAUGCAAACGUCUAUCAGACAAUUAAAGUAUGCAAUACUGGAAAGGAUACUAUAUGAAGGAGCAAAAGAACUCUCACAAGUGGAAUCAGAUUCCUCAAAGUAUGUUAUAUCCCCAGAUAACCAGGAAAUUGGAGAAAAACUAUCAGAUAUUGAUGGCAGGUUGGAUUAUCCACUGCUGAACAAAGAACUUGUACUCGAUGUAAAAAGGUUAUGGCAAGACCCAGCCAUUCAGGAAACUUACUUACGUGGAAGUAUUCUGCAACUUCCUGAUUGUGCACAAUACUUCAUGGAAAAUUUGGAUCGAUUAGCUGAAGCAGGUUAUGUGCCAACAAAGGAGGAUGUGCUUUAUGCAAGAGUACGGACAAAUGGUGUUGUACAAAUACAAUUUAGUCCUGUUGGAGAAAACAAAAGAGGUGGAGAGGUAUAUAGGUUGUAUGAUGUAGGAGGCCAGAGGAAUGAGAGGAGAAAGUGGAUUCAUCUUUUUGAAGGUGUUAAUGCGGUAAUCUUUUGUGCUGCCAUUAGCGAAUAUGAUCAGAUGCUAUUUGAAGAUGAGACAAAAAACAGAAUGAUGGAGACCAAGGAACUCUUUGACUGGGUUUUAAAGCAAAGAUGUUUUGAGAAAACAUCAUUCAUUCUGUUUCUCAACAAAUUUGAUAUAUUCGAGAAGAAAAUACAAAAGGUUCCUUUAAGUGUGUGCGAGUGGUUUAAAGACUACCAGCCUAUUGCACCUGGGAAACAGGAGGUUGAACAUGCAUAUGAGUUUGUCAAGAAGAAGUUUGAAGAGCUCUACUUCCAGAGCAGCAAGCCUGACCGUGUGGACCGCGUCUUCAAAAUCUACAGAACUACGGCCCUAGACCAGAAACUUGUAAAGAAGACAUUCAAGUUGAUUGAUGAGAGCAUGAGACGCUCCAGGGAAGGAACUUGAUUCAGAGCUAAGACUAGGUUGUAAGUCACACAGGGAAGGUAAUUAGGACGGCGAGAGGAACAAAGUUUCACACUGUCACAGCUUUAUCUGUUGUAAUUCUUUUACACGUGGACCAUUGAUUGAUCUUUUGGUUCUUACUGUGGGCUGUUCAGGUCUGUACCCUAUUUUUUGUUCUCUAGUUAGCCAUUGUGCAAAUUUUCCUUGAAUCAGAUUCUCUACCUGUUGUCUAUGUGUGUUAUCUUGGUCUGUUAAUUUGCAUAGCCCACUUGUUCAUUACAAAA